GCGUAGGCGUUUGUAUACGCGUGACUUAUCAGUCAUGAAUAUCUUUCGCGAGUCAAAGACACAUGGAAGAGAAUUGAGAUAAUCAAGAUGCACAUGUGGUACUGGUUUGGCGUGGACCUGGACAACUUUCUGUUCCCAGGAUACAAUAUUAGUACGGUGUGGGGCCUGGUAGCGACAUGCUUGGGCUUGGCGGCACUUGCAGUGCUCUUUGAGGCUAUGAAAGUCUUUCAAAUCCAUUUACAACAAACUGUGAUCAGAUCUGUACCUAGAACGACUUCAGCUUCCUCGGAAAGCUCGUCCCUUCUAUCCAAAGUGACACUAAAGAAUUUUAAAACUUAUACAAGAUGUGGACGCUGCAUGAAAUGGAGUCUACAAACAUUGCACUGGUCUCUUCACACUACGCUUGGUUAUAUCUUAAUGAUAGCAGUUAUGACGUAUAAUGCAUAUAUCACCAUCGCUCUUGCAAUCGGAGCGUGUUUGGGAUACUGGAUAUUCGGUCCUAGGCUCAUACAAUUAAACAUGCAACGCUUUCAUCGCAAGCAAGCAAUAGCAGAAUGUGAUAAGAAUUGCGAAGAUAUUGUCUCGAAUCAACAAAGACGCGAAUCUGCCGUCUCUAUCGUUGCAGAACAAUUAGUCACCGAGGCAAAUAUCGAAGUUCACGUAUCGAGAGAUACGUGAAUUCUGACGAAUAUAGCAAUGGAAAGUCUGAUAUUAUCUAGGAUAAUAAUUGUUAUCACAUUGCAUAUUACACAUUUAUAUGUUUACAUGUUUUAUAUAGUUUUAUUAAACAUUACAAGUAAACA
Pogonomyrmex barbatus (red harvester ant) is the source of this 803-nucleotide messenger RNA. Its product is annotated as protein SLC31A2. The record is from RefSeq and is a predicted model, not a curated record. Gene Ontology annotation, cellular component: membrane. Gene Ontology annotation, molecular function: copper ion transmembrane transporter activity. Lineage: Eukaryota; Metazoa; Arthropoda; Insecta; Hymenoptera; Formicidae. Gene Ontology annotation, biological process: copper ion transmembrane transport.